Molecule: messenger RNA, 1617 nt
Organism: Annulohypoxylon truncatum
Lineage: Eukaryota; Fungi; Ascomycota; Sordariomycetes; Xylariales; Hypoxylaceae
Exons: 1
Coding region: 333-1448 (371 amino acids)
Molecular function (GO): protein binding
Source: RefSeq, a predicted model, not a curated record
UGAUAUUGGUUGAUAAGACACUUUUCAUGGCGUUUUAUAUAUUGCGGCACAUUUAAGACGCUACCUAUUUAUGUUAACCAGACAGAAUAGCAUUUCCCAUAGGAAGGUAAACGCCACCUUUUGGCAGACUAUCAACAGUCUCACAGACAAGAAAGAUCCAACUAACUCUGGUAAGUUCAAUGGCUUGGUUAAUUAACGAUCCAUUGAAUGUACCUGGGAGACCAGCCAAUUCAAAUGGCGCCUCAUUUGAAAACACAGUUACAACUUAUAGCAAGGCAAGCGCACCAUUCUACCCUUAAAAGAAAAUCCGAGUAGUUGCCGACUUCUCCUUUAUGAGAUGCUAUUUUCUUUCUGCUGCAGCUAUGAAUCUCCUUAGCAUGCUUCAAGCAGUCUAUGGUCUGCCAAUGAGUAUCAUGUCAUGGUGGAGAAGACUUAGGGGAAGAAGGAAGGAGACAGGAAGACAGACCUCUCCUCUUCUUCAGUUGCCAGUCGAGCUUAUACACCGUAUUUCCAAUGAGCUCUCGCCAGCCGGUCGACGCGUCUUAUCCCAAACUUGCCGACCGCUAUGUGAGAUCCUAGGCAAAAGCGCACUGGCAACCCGCCUUUCCCGCGACGAUUACUGCGAAUAUCUGGCACUCAUCGCUCGUCAGCGACCGGACUACUGGGUAUGCGAGGCGUGUAUUGGGUUCCAUAGAGUUACAACUGUCGAUACGCCAGAGAAUCCGUGUGUCCCAACUUGUUCGGCGGGACCGAGACGAUGGCGCUAUACAGGAUACGGGCAGCGAGACCGACUUGACGCACGUCUCUUUCGGGUUGACCACCGACAUAUUCAGUUAGCCCUCAAGUACACGCGCUUGAGGUGCGAUAACUACCAGGAUUAUCUCGAUAAACUGCUGGCGCCCUGUGUCGAUUCGAAUUUCGAGACUUAUCUGUGGCCGUAUAGGCAGCCAAACAAGCUGACUGUUCGUUACUCGGCCUUCCCCAAAAUUGUCAUGGGGAAUGACGGCAAUCUUCGAUUCCUAUUACUAUCCACCUGGAGCUACCAGGAAGACAGGAGCCAGCUAUCGCUCCCGGCUAUGGGGGACUUAAAGAUAUGCCCGCAUCUAAGGCUGCCCUAUGGUGCUAGGAGGGGGGCAGGUCGUGAAUUAGGAUCACUAAGGGGAAUUCUUACACCUUUUCUUCUCAACGAGGACAGCAACGAAAGAAAGGGGUUGUAUUUCUGCUGCUACUGCCCUACGGAUUUAUGUGUCAAGAAGUCUCCUGGGCGCCUAUUUUUAAGUGCUUGGCAGGACCUAGGGCCUGAGGGGUCGCCGAUGGAUAAAUCUUGGAGGGUACAUAUAUUGAGUAGCCUAAACAGCUCUCGGGGUCAUCCACACCUAAGUCAUGAGCCUGGGAGCAUUUUAAGGCUCUACGAACAAGACAAGAGCAAGCAAAACCGAACGACCUAAACUUGACAUUACCAACACUGUGUCAAGGGCUACGAGCAAGGGCUAGAUAACCGCUAGUUAGCUGCGGCCCGUAUAAUACCUGGGACGAAUAUAUAAGGGGCCUUCGGCCCCAGAGGGGUUUGGAAAAGGGACAGGCGUCAAUCAAGGUCUUUUGCUACCUACAAGCGAG